UUGAUUAGUAUUUUGAGAAUAAACACUGAAAAAGUGGAUCCAAUUUUCAACAAACAUUUGGUGGAUAUAAAAUUAUCAAAAAUGAGCAAAACAUACGGACCCACAGACAUCAAAGAGUCGGCACUGGAGCUGAUUGGGAACACACCGCUGGUGGCGUUGGACCGCAUAUGGCCGGGUCCGGGCCGUAUACUCGCAAAGUGUGAGUUCAUGAACCCGGGCGCCAGCAUUAAGGACCGCUCAUCCCUAUCGAUGAUCAAGAGAGCGCUCGACUCCGGCAAACUCAAGCCCAACGGACCCAUCGUUGAGGUGACGAGCGGUAACCAGGGCUGCGGUCUGGCGGUUGUGGCCGCUGUGUUGGGCCAUCCGCUGACUUUGACGAUGUCGGCCGGCAAUAGCCCCCAACGGGCGUCGAUGAUGAGGGCGUUGGGCGCCAACGUUGUGUUGGCCCCGCAGGUGGAGGGAAAGCCCGGCAACGUUACGCUCGCCGACGUGACUCAGGCCGAGAAUCUGGGCCUUAAACUGGUGGCCGACACCGGA
Medioppia subpectinata is the source of this 537-nucleotide messenger RNA. The record is from the annotation of a GenBank genome assembly. NCBI's taxonomy places the organism in Eukaryota, Metazoa, Arthropoda, Arachnida, Sarcoptiformes, Oppiidae.